Aphanomyces astaci is the source of this 875-nucleotide messenger RNA. RefSeq lists its product as hypothetical. NCBI's taxonomy places the organism in Eukaryota, Oomycota, Saprolegniomycetes, Saprolegniales, Verrucalvaceae. Bases 1 to 852 code for a protein of 283 amino acids. The record is from RefSeq and is a predicted model, not a curated record. The transcript has 2 exons. Gene Ontology annotation, molecular function: protein binding.
AUGGCCGACGAGGCGAUGCCGCUGUAUGCGAUGGCCGUGGUGCACAUCCAGCAGCAGGUGGAUGAGUUGGAGUGUCUGGCCAGCAUGUUUCCAAGUGACGAUGAAAUGCACGUCGAUCCGUACGUGAAAGUGCUUUUCGAAUCUGCAGCGAUGUCUGCGACGGAGGCGUCGGCGACAAUUGACCUCCCCCUAAUCCACGUAACACUCUACCUCACGACAUGCCCUGUGGACAACCACAUCGCCGAACUCAAGCUGUCGUUCCCCAAGGACUACCCCACCGAACCGUUGGACGUCGAGCUCGUGUGUCCCACGUUACCCCGCGCAAUCCGGACUUCUAUCGCGGACGCGCUCGAGGAGAUCGCUACGUCAUGUGCAGGGGAUGUGUCGACCCUCCAAAUCUACCAAGAAGCCGUCGCACGCAUCGAACAAGCAUCCCAUUCGUUCGGCGAUGCUGCACUCGACCUCCCAACCAUAUGCCGCCCUCCCCCUCGUCCUGCCAUCAACACAUCCGAGAUCGGUCGGCGGGCCAUCUACUUUCACCACAUCAUCGCGCCAGGCAAGCGGCAAGUGGUCAAGGACUGGGCGAAGGAGCUCCAUCUGGGCGGGUUCAGCAAAAUUGGAUGGCCAGGCGUGAUCGUCGUGGAAGGCGUCGAAGCAUUCGUGUCCGAGUAUGUCAAGCGUCUGCAGCAUCUUCGGUGGAAGCAGAUGGUCGUGCGCGGCGAGCAAGUGGACAUGGAGCGCAAGCUACCCAGUGGGUUGGUGGAGCUCACAGACAUGUCGGACCUCGCCACGCGGUGCGCUGCCGCCGGACUCACGGCCCUGUUUCUUACGUCCAUGAAAAUAUACCGAUAACGAAGUCGGUAAAGCUAGACAAC